AUGGGGACGCACGGAUGGCCGCUGCUGCCUCUGCUGCUGUCGCUGCUGCUGUGUCGAGCGGGCCCUCUGAGGCCUGGUGCAGCCGGCCUGGGGGCGCCGGCGGGGGGCGGCCGAGCUCACUCUCCUCCUCCCCCAGGACCGCAGCAGGAGGGGGCGUCAGGUCCCAUGGACACCAAGCUGCUCACCGGCCCCUGUGGCCAUCGGGAAGUCCAGCCGCUAAUUGUAGGUGGAGAGGAGUCGGUGCUGGGGCGCUGGCCCUGGCAGGUCAGCCUGCGUCUGAAGAAAGACCACGAGUGCGGGGGAAGCCUGCUGAACCACCAGUGGGUGCUCACGGCUGCCCACUGCCUCAGGAGGUCCCUUGCUCCAAAUACAUGGACUGUCCAGUUUGGGGUGCUAACUUCCCGGCCAUCUGGCUGGAACCUGAGGGCCUACAACUAUCGGUAUAGGGUGAGGAAGAUCGUCAUGAACCCCCAUGCAGAAAUGAAGCGCCAUGACAUCGCACUGGUGCGGCUAGCCUCCUCUGUCCCCUACAACAAGCACAUCCAGCCCAUCUGCAUUCUGUCUUCCACCACCAUGUUCCAGCACCGGCCUGACUGCUGGGUGACUGGCUGGGGCUGGAUCCAAGAGAACCACAAACUCCUUCCACCAUACCACCUCCGGGAAGUGCAGGUCACUAUCCUGAACAACUCCAGGUGUAAUGAUCUGUACACCACACUAAAUCUAUUCCAUAUAAUCCAAAGCGACAUGCUCUGUGCAGGCACUGAGGAUGGCAGUGUGGACACAUGCAGAGGUGACUCAGGAGGACCCUUGGUCUGUGAGGAGAAAGGGCGGUGGUAUCAGGUCGGAGUGGUGAGCUGGGGCAUGGGCUGUGGUCGGCCCAGGAAGCCUGGUGUCUACACCAACGUCAGUCAUCACUUCGACUGGAUCCAGACUGUGAUCCUCAGCGGCACGCCCAGGCCAGGACCCUCGCCCUUGCUGCUGCUCCUCACUCUCCCCUGGACUCCCCGGCUCUGGGGCUCAGCCUGAGCCCCCCCGAACCUGGAAGGUGCAAGUCUGGAUCAGGUGCUGCCAACUCCCCAGCCAUGGAUCUGCCCAGUGUGGUGGGAAAUGUGUUCUGUUUUCCUUUUGUUAAUAAACUCAUGCACAUG
This is a messenger RNA of Perognathus longimembris pacificus (Pacific pocket mouse), 1148 nucleotides long. Its product is annotated as serine protease 41-like. The transcript is spliced from 6 exons. The record is from RefSeq and is a predicted model, not a curated record. Bases 1 to 1026 code for a protein of 341 amino acids. Gene Ontology annotation, molecular function: serine-type endopeptidase activity. Gene Ontology annotation, biological process: proteolysis. NCBI's taxonomy places the organism in Eukaryota, Metazoa, Chordata, Mammalia, Rodentia, Heteromyidae.